AUGUCUAUCGCAGUUCCAGUGUUUGGCUUAGUGACCAUUAUUCUCUCUCAACUCACUGCCCGCGAUGGCGACCCCCGGGAAUUUAUGAGAAACUGUCUGGAUGUUCUUCGGGAGUUUCAUUGGCAUCAUUACGAUUACGAUUCAGUCUUGGCGGUUAGACAAGUCCUGGAGGACACCUACUACAAUCCGAACCCAGAAGCUAGCAACGCACAACGCUUUUAUGAGAGCAUUCUCAUGUCACCAGGUAUAAAAAUAUACCCGGAUAUGCUCAAAUUCAUCGAAGAAACACCCGAGGAUGAAAAAGCACCCGAGAGGAGCCGUUACCCACACGAAUUAUCGGAUGAAUUUCGGUCACAGUUUCGCGCCCUAGGGAGAUUGAUAGAGGGCAACGGCCCAAGGAUACUGGUCAACGGUGCCAAAACUCACGUAUUUCCCCGCCGAGUCUUGGUUCCAAACUGGGUGAAUUUGACUAUUCUCUAUGCCACCAACCUAUUAUACACCCUUUCACGAUUGAUAGUCAUGGCAUUGGCACUCGCGAGUCUUCGUUCUAUGCCUGACCAGGUGUGCAUUACUACCUGGACAAAGAAUAUCCCCGCAAUUCAAUAG
Messenger RNA from Penicillium manginii, 606 nucleotides. RefSeq lists its product as uncharacterized. The coding region runs from base 1 to 606 and encodes 201 amino acids. The transcript has a single exon. NCBI's taxonomy places the organism in Eukaryota, Fungi, Ascomycota, Eurotiomycetes, Eurotiales, Aspergillaceae. The record is from RefSeq and is a predicted model, not a curated record.